This is a messenger RNA of Cololabis saira (Pacific saury), 805 nucleotides long. RefSeq names its product LSM3 homolog, U6 small nuclear RNA and mRNA degradation associated (gene lsm3). Gene Ontology annotation, cellular component: Lsm1-7-Pat1 complex; catalytic step 2 spliceosome; U6 snRNP. The transcript has 4 exons. NCBI's taxonomy places the organism in Eukaryota, Metazoa, Chordata, Actinopteri, Beloniformes, Belonidae. Gene Ontology annotation, biological process: mRNA splicing, via spliceosome; P-body assembly. The record is from RefSeq and is a predicted model, not a curated record. Gene Ontology annotation, molecular function: RNA binding. The coding region runs from base 8 to 316 and encodes 102 amino acids.
UCUAAAAAUGGCGGACGACGUGGAGCAACAACCGACCACCAACACGGUGGAGGAGCCGCUGGAUCUGAUCCGGCUCAGUCUGGACGAGAGGAUCUACGUGAAGAUGAGGAACGACCGGGAGCUGCGGGGACGCCUGCAUGCCUACGAUCAGCACCUGAACAUGAUCCUGGGGGACGUGGAGGAGACGGUGACGACGGUGGAGAUCGAUGAGGAGACGUAUGAAGAACUCUACAAGUCUACAAAGAGGAACAUCCCCAUGCUGUUCGUGAGAGGAGACGGCGUGGUCCUGGUGGCACCGCCGCUCCGGGUGGGCUGAUCCAGAACCUGAUCCAGAACCUGAUCCUGAACCCUCACGUCUCCAAAAAACUAGAUCUGGGUUCAGAGAAAUGGUCCCCCCGUUAGGUUUUUAUCCAACAUCGUCCUGAAGUUAAACCUCUGAUUAUUGACUUGCUUUAGUGGGUUGAAAGACCAGGAGAUAUGUUUUUUUACUUGAUGAGAAAUGACGGCUAAGUGUUUUCUGUUUUUUUUUUUUUGGGGGGGGGGGGUGUAUUUUUUUAUAUUGUUGUUAAAUCAAAUUUAAUUUGACGUCUCUGUAUCUCAGUGUUUGCUGCAGCCGGACUUCCUAAUGUUUCUGUUUUGAGGUUUGAGCGGUUCCUGAACCCGCGUUUAUUCCUCGUCACUCAAAUUUAAAUGCUCUUGAAGUUUAAUCUGAAUCCAUGACAUCAUGUCGAGGUGUUUUUGGACAGUUUUUCAUUUAAUCCUCAUGUUUUAGUGGAGCGUUGUGUGAACGACUCGUGCUCAGUUG